This is a messenger RNA of Ictalurus punctatus (channel catfish), 1703 nucleotides long. Its product is annotated as sialic acid-binding Ig-like lectin 13. The record is from RefSeq and is a predicted model, not a curated record. The coding region runs from base 37 to 897 and encodes 286 amino acids. The transcript has 5 exons. Lineage: Eukaryota; Metazoa; Chordata; Actinopteri; Siluriformes; Ictaluridae.
UCAGCAGCGCACAGUUCAGUUCUUCCUGAAGAAGAGAUGAAGAUGCUGCACUUGUCUGUGAUUCUGCUCACGCUGUCCGGUGUUCUCACUCAGGACAACAGCUGGAGUGUGAAAUAUCCAGAUCCGAUCUGUGCUGUGAGAGGAAUCAGUGUCUCCAUUCCCUGUCGUUAUUCUUAUCCACGGCAAAAAUAUCAGUUGGUACGAAUGUUUUGGUGCUCGAUGAACUUGAAUAAAGACGACACAAAGAAGUGUACAAGUCCACCGUAUGUUUAUGACAGCAGAUCAAACACCAAGUCGGACUUCGAGUUCGUCGGAGACGACAAAUCAGACUGCACUUUGUUAAUCCACAAUGUACAGUUCAGUUAUUCUGGAGAGUACAAAUUCAGAUUUAUGACUAAUGUGACCGGUUUCAGUUGGACAGGUGAUCCUGGAGCGACUCUACAAGUGGCAGAUUUAAAGGUGUCACUAAUCAGGCUCAGUGGAAACGGAACCCUUAAACAAGGAGACUCGUUAAAUCUGACGUGUGAUGUGAACUGCACACAAAGUUCCUCACAGUUUGUGUGGUCUAAGAACAACGAGCGCUUGCCUGAAUCAGGACGCGUUCUUCACUUUCCUGCUGUAACCGUGAGGGAUUCUGGGAGUUACACCUGCACUUGGAAAACCAACAUGACGUCAGGAUCUAAAACGAUCAGCCUUCUCGUCGAGGGUAAAAAUCCUGAACAUCCUGGUCACUGGUCAGUCUGGAUCAUUGUUUUAGUGACAGCUGGAGUGAUUUUCAUGGUCUUAGCUGUCCCAGCUGUGAUUUACAUCAGGAGGUGCGUCCACACUGAUCAGCUGAAGGAGGACGAUUCAGACGUCUACACCACAGUACAGUACAAUACGUUCACCAUGAACUGAUCACACUUUCACACCUCAGCUACUUCAUUACAGACUUCUGGAGUAAAUAAAUAAAUAAACGAAUACAUUAUAUAUAUAUAUAUAUAUAUAUAUAUAUAUAUAUAUAUAUAUAUAUAUAUAUAUAUAUAAAUGAUAUCAUAUUAUAUUUCUAAUUAUAUAAAUGAAUGAUGAAAAAGGAUUAUAAUUAUGGGUAUGCUGGAUAUCUUAAAUUUCUUAUGGGAGUCUUCCGGUACACACAUAUGUAAGGUAGACCUUUCUAAAAAUAUAUUUUAAAGAUGCAGUUUGAAAAAAACGGAUGGGAGUGUUUCAUCAGAGAGAGAGAGAGAGAGAGAGAGAGAGAGUUUCUUAAUCUGCAGGAGAUUCUGGUGUUUCUCAAAUAUAUUUAAACAUGACACUGAGUCCAUGUUAUUUUCUCUUUUUAUUUCCUCACUUUAUUUAUUAACAGAGCAGAAGUGAUGUUAACGAUUAUUCCAGAUUUAAGAACGUCACUGUCAUAUACACAAAUUUUUGUUUGUACAAUGAAAUGAUUAGCUUUGUUCUCAAGGAUGCUGCAUUAUUAAAUUACAGAUUCAUAUUGAAACAAGAUCAAAUAUUUCAUCAGAGUUAAUAUAAAAACUAUUCGACAUAAAUAACAUGGUGGUAAAGUACAGUAAAGGUAGUGUUGGGGAUAUUUACACGAGGUUUUGUGCAACUGAAGGUAAUGUGUAAAUGAGAACUUGCUAUAGUCAUUAUGUUCAUUGUUUAAUGUGUUUGUCUGCUAUGGCUUGACUUUCAUGUGAAUAAAGGUUUUAUUAUAUUUAAAUUGA